Molecule: messenger RNA, 840 nt
Organism: Komagataella phaffii GS115
Lineage: Eukaryota; Fungi; Ascomycota; Pichiomycetes; Pichiales; Pichiaceae
Product: Peroxisomal 2,4-dienoyl-CoA reductase, auxiliary enzyme of fatty acid beta-oxidation
Exons: 1
Coding region: 1-840 (279 amino acids)
Cellular component (GO): intracellular anatomical structure
Molecular function (GO): oxidoreductase activity, acting on NAD(P)H, oxygen as acceptor
Source: RefSeq, a predicted model, not a curated record
AUGUCGUUAUCGUUAGACAACAUAGUUCCAAGCUUCAGAUUGGACGGAUCAGUCAGUAUUGUCACUGGUGGUUCCGGAGGGCUGGCUUCUGUGAUCACCAAAGCCCUUUUGGCACAAGGUUCCGAAAUUGCUGUCGUUGAUCUCAACUUGGAACGUACAAAGGAGGCAGCCGAGCUCCUGAUCGAGUGGGGAAAGGAAAACCUCGCCAAGGCCAAUGGAGGCUCUGUACCUAGAGUGACUUACUGGGCCUGUAACGUUGCCGACGCUGCCAAUGUCGAGGAGGUAUUCACCAAUGUCAACAAGGAACAUGGUAAGUUGGCUGAAUACUUAGUACAUUGCGCCGGAUACUGCGAGAAUUUUCCGGCUCAUGAGUACCCUGCCCGAAAUGCAGAAAGCUUGGUACAGGUCAAUUUGCUGGGGUCACUAUAUGUUUCCCAGUCAUUUGCCCGUCCUUUAAUUAAAUCCGGCCACAGAAACGGAUCCAUCGUGCUAGUUGGAUCCAUGUCCGGGACUAUUGUUAACGACCCACAACCUCAAGUCGCAUACAAUAUGUCUAAGGCUGGUGUCAUUCACCUGGCAAGAUCACUUGCUUGCGAAUGGGCUCCUUACAACAUCAGAGUUAACACACUGUCUCCAGGAUACAUCCUGACACCUUUGACCAGAAACGUCAUUUCAGGUCAUACUGAAAUGAAGGAUUCUUGGGAAUCAAAAGUACCUAUGAAGAGGCUAGCUGAACCUAACGAAUUCGUGGGCUCAGUUCUCUACCUCCUUUCGAAGACUGGCUCUUCUUACACCACAGGACAUAACCUGGUGGUCGAUGGUGGUUACGAAUGCUGGUAA